Messenger RNA from Gossypium raimondii (Peruvian cotton), 1089 nucleotides. RefSeq lists its product as uncharacterized. The record is from RefSeq and is a predicted model, not a curated record. NCBI's taxonomy places the organism in Eukaryota, Viridiplantae, Streptophyta, Magnoliopsida, Malvales, Malvaceae. The transcript has a single exon. The coding region runs from base 501 to 812 and encodes 103 amino acids.
UAUACAAAGCAGAUAAAAAGUAAUGAAAAGCUGGACGAGAAAUAAUCACAGCAAAGAAGAUCCAAUGUGCCCAAAAUUGAGACUGCAAAUGCCUUUUUCUAUUUAUUUCUGGAAUCCUAUCCUAUUUCCGUCUUUCCCACCUUCAAAUAUAGUGUUCCUUCUCUCUUCCAACCCAACAAACAUCACUGCUCUCUCUUUCCUCCUCCUCCUCCUCUCAACUGUUUUUUAAGCCUUGGUAAUCUGCUACUUCAUUUGCUUUCUUGGCUUCAUAGUCUGCUCACCUUUUCACCCUUCUUUACUCUCAAUUAUGUUUCAUGGUCUGCUCACCUUUUCACCCUUCUUUACUCUCAAUUAUCUCUCUCUUUUUUUCCCUUUUACUUACAUGUAUGCAGGCUUUCCUUGAGUGGUCCUUGAGUUCAGUCUUACACCGUUAUUCAGUAACCAAAAUAGAAAUACAAAGUGUAUGAGCAUUUAGUUCAGUUUCCAUUGUCACCGUAGAUAUGGAAGCAGGGUCAAACAAUCAAUAUGUACCGGUAGUUGAGGUGCCACCCACAGUGAGGGAACCAAGUCGCUAUUCGCAUCGAUCCAUCGAAACACUGAUCGUAGUGCUGGCAGCCAUAACUAUCAUAGGUGUUAUUGCAGGGAUCAUUGCUCGGCUAUGUGGUGGAAGGCAUUUCGGUGGAAAUGGGGAGAACGACAUUGAAGGAUGGAUAGAAAACAAGUGCAGAAGUUGCAUUGAUGGUGGAGUCCCCGCUGCAGUUCCACCUCCCAAAGAAGAACCAAAGCCAGCAAGAGAAGAGGAAAAGAAAUGAAGAUUUAUACAUACAUGAAAUGAUUUGAUGCAAGUGUAAGAGUUAUUAUUGAUUACUUCAACUAUAUGAUGUGGAACUGUUGUACUGAGAACACUAUAAUAGUGUAUUAGCAUGAACAGAUAAAGGGGAACUCUCUUGGCAGUGUCUAACAACAAGUUAUUACUGUAUUCUUUACCAUGGCAGCAUCACAGGAGACUGCUUUUAAUGGAAACUUAAAUCAUGCAUGUUACCAGUUUAAUUACCCCUGUGAUUUAUUUACAUGUUAUUCUUAGCUAAA